GGAUUGGGCAAGGGGGGGAUGACGUCGACAGCUCAUCCACUCCCUCUCCCUUCCCCUCCUCGCGUUCAUCUUUUCUCUCUACCACAUACCCUACACGAAACACAGUACAAUGUCCUACAAUAAUGAAGCAGCGAGCAUCUCGCGUGCCACCUCCCUCUCCCGCGCGAGCAAGCACGGCUCCACCAUGUCCCGCUCCCAGUCUCUCAUCAAGAAGAACGUCGCACCCCAGGAUUUGCGCCCCUCAGAUAUCCUCAUCGAGCGCUUCGUAGCCUGGAAGGCCAUCGUUAAGCAGCUCAUCGCGUAUUUUGAAGGUGUCGCCGACAUACAGAACAACAUUGCCAAGGAGUACACCAAGCUCGGCGCGGUCAUCCAGGUGCCAUUUCGCUCGGGCAACCAAUUCUUGGGCGAGGGUGGAUUGCAGGACGUCUAUUAUACUAUUCGCGACAAGACGCGUGUCGUCGCCGACCAGCACGCCAACCUCGGCCGCACCAUCGACAGCUCCAUCGUGCAGCACCUCCAGAAGCUCCGUCUCGAGAUCAAGGCGCACCUCAAGAACAUCCAAAACGACACUGGUAAGCUUGCCACCUCCGUCGCCAAGGAACGCGAACUCUCGACAAAGAUGAUCUCCGACCUCGCAUCUAACAUCUCCCACUUCAAAAACACGCCACUCAAUCUGACCUCCAAGACCGACCCGUACGUGACCAACGUCGCCGUCACCCGGCAGCUCCAGAAGCAGGUGAACGAGGAGAACGCGCUGCAAAAAUCCAUCAUCAUCAUGCAGCAAAACUCGGCACACUUCGAAGAGGGCGUCGUGCGCGCGAUCCAGAGCGCAUGGCAGACGUUCGACGAGUGGCAGUCGCGCAUGUCCUCCUCGGUGCAGGACACGUGGACGCUCAUGGCGCAGACCAUGGCGUCCCUGCAGCCCGACCGCGAGUGGAUCUCCUUCUCCGCGCGCAGCGACCACCUGCUCGACCCCGAGACGCCGCUGCGCAACCCGGAGACGAUCAACUAUCCGAGCAAGGAGGAUCCGAGCGUUAUCGCGGUGCACACGGGCCAUCUCGAGCGCAAGAAGCGCUUCACGCGCACGUACAGGGAGGCGUAUUAUGUGCUUACGCCCGCCGGGUUUUUGCACGAGUACGCGAGCGCGGAUUCCAAGGCGUCGGGGCAUUAUGCGCCUGUGUUUUCGCUGUUCCUGCCUGCGUGCACGUUGGGGCCGCCGAGCACGACGAGCAGCAAGACGCACAAGUUCCAUAUCGAGGGGCGCAAAGACGGAACGGGCACGAUCAAGAGCGGGUCGUUCAAGCUCCCCAUGCAGGGCGGGCAGGUCGCGUGGAGCUUUAGGAGCCGGAGCAGGGAGGAUAUGAUGGAGUGGUGGAACGAUAUCAGAAUGUUGUGUGCGCGCUAUCUUGUUGCGAGCGAGAGCAUGGAUCGCGGUGGGCCUGUUGAAGCUGCUGUGCGCUCGGCGGGGUAUCUCAGUGACGAAGAAGACGAGGAGGAGGACGAAGAAGGGAGCAGUAUUGAGGAGGAUGAAGAUGCUGAGGAUGAGGAGGAUGAGCUGUACCAGGACGCGGUGGUCGAUGACGAGGAGCCGCCGAGCUAUUCGCACCCCGCCAAAGGCAGCGGGAUUGAACUUGGGCAUAACGGAUACCCGGUCGAGAAAGGCGACCACGCACACGAGGGUGCCAACGUUUCCCGCAGACCGAGUAAGCGCCAGCAAGAAAAGGCUCCCGAGGGCCGUCCACCGCAUACGGAGGAGACGGGGGAGAACCUCGAUGGUACCGACGACGACGCCGAUGCUCAGGGUGCCGCACCCACCGAACACGACACCGAGGGCCCGGGCACCAACGGUGCGACGACACGUGCACCGUCGACCAAGUCUGGGGCGCCCGGGCCAGCGCCGGUGGAGAGCAAGUUCACGGAGGAUCUCGAAUGAGGAGGUGUAGGUUUCUAUCGCGGAAUAAAAUGUGAGGAUGAAGGAGACAUUGACGAUUUUAUGAAGGACUGGAGAUUGGGAUCUACUAUUGGGGACUUGUAUAGAUACGUGGUGAACUUUUGUUUCUUUCUUGGCUGAUUGAUAUUUUGUUUUCUGGAUCUGUUGUAACGCACAUAGGUAUACGUGCAUGUGCACUUGUAAUGGACUAGUUCUUCUCUUCUCCGCACCGUUGACAUUAUGCAUGGUCUUGACGCACGCAGGAUCCACAUCUAGC
Molecule: messenger RNA, 2207 nt
Organism: Coniophora puteana RWD-64-598 SS2
Lineage: Eukaryota; Fungi; Basidiomycota; Agaricomycetes; Boletales; Coniophoraceae
Exons: 4
Coding region: 110-1933 (607 amino acids)
Source: RefSeq, a predicted model, not a curated record